Messenger RNA from Acipenser ruthenus (sterlet), 3228 nucleotides. RefSeq lists its product as uncharacterized. Lineage: Eukaryota; Metazoa; Chordata; Actinopteri; Acipenseriformes; Acipenseridae. The record is from RefSeq and is a predicted model, not a curated record. The transcript has 9 exons. Gene Ontology annotation, biological process: cell redox homeostasis. Gene Ontology annotation, molecular function: electron transfer activity. Bases 152 to 1291 code for a protein of 379 amino acids.
GUGAAAUCUGGUGGACGAUAGGACCCAGAGGAAUUCCGAAUAUAACAAUGUCAUGCAGGAACUGCAAUGUAAGCUCGAUGCGGUGCACAGCAACCACAGCUUAUGGUACAGUCAGAACUGAUGUCAGGAUUUCUUCUUUGCAGCCUCUCAGAUGGAAACAGACUCGGAAAGCUCAGGGAGGCUGACAGGUAGAGUGACAGUGUAUACGAUCGUGGGCUGCACGCACUGUCUGCGAGCUAAAUCCCGUCUAAAGGACCUGGGACUCCCGUUCUGCGAGGUGGAUGUGAAUGAGCACAGCGCUGUGGGGCAGAAGAUCAGAGAGCUCACUGGCCGCAGCAGCGUACCGCAGAUAUUUUUUAAUAACAUACACAUCGGGGGCAACGACGACUUCCAGAAACUGCCAGCAGAGGAGCUCCAGAGGCUGAUAAAUAUAGUAAAAGAAGAGCCUUUGUUAUUAGAUGCACCUCCACUGCAGGUCGAAGGAAGCAAAGAGCAUGAUGGAGACCACAAAGAAGGGGCUGCUGAACUAUCCGAAGCUUUGCGACGCUUGAUUCUUAAGCUGUAUGCAGAUCACCUCUCAGCUGAUGGCAAGUUUGUAGAUUAUAAGGCCAUGGCCAAAAGCCAGACGUUUGAGAAGUAUUGCGAGCUGGCUAUUCAGCUGCAGCACGUGGAACUGGAGAUUAUGAGCAGGGAGGAGAAGCUGGCUUUCUUCAUUAACAUCUACAACACCCUGGUCAUCCACGGGCACAUGAAGAUGGGCUCUCCGAAGAACAUGUGGCAGAGGUACAGAUUUUUUAACUAUGUAAGUUACCUGAUUGGAGGAGCAGUGUUUACACUUCAAGACAUUGAAAACGGGAUUCUUCGAGGGAACAGGAAAGGUGUUGCCCAGUUGAUGAGGCCAUUCUCUAAGGGAGAUCCUCGCCUUCAGAUUGCUCUCCCCGAUGCGGAACCUCUUAUUCACUUUGCUUUAAACUGUGGUGCAAAGGGGUGCCCCCCUAUUAAAACCUAUACCGCUAAGGAUAUUGACAACCAGCUCAGGACAGCAGCAGAGGCUUUUCUGGAAAACGACGACGGCUGCCAAAUAAACUCUGCAAAGGGAGAAGUGCAGCUGAGUCAGAUCUUCAAAUGGUACAAGGUCGAUUUCGGGGACACAGACGAGAAGUUGUUGCAGUGGAUCCUGAAUCACAUGGGAAAUUCUCCAAAGAAAAAGGAACUGGAUGCCCUUAUACAGGCAGCUAGCUACACAGUUCUCUAUCUACCCUACGAUUGGUCUACUAACAGAAAGGACUGAAAAGAAACACAGCAUGCAACAUAAGCUCUGAAUGCAGAUAUCUGACCAACAACUAUAUUCCUGAUGCAUGAUAGCGUUGGGUGGCAGCAGAACACACUGAGAAGCACAAGGCAGAACAAUUAAGAAAAACAAAACAAAAAAAACCCACCUGGCAAGCCAUACAGACUCUAGAAUAUGCACACAGAUAUAAAACUCCUGAAUGCAGGGUCAGUGAUCUAUUUUGUUAAGACAACAAAUCUAUUUUUAGGGAUUCUGUAUGUGAAAUAAUUAUAUAACUCUUUCACUCUUGUAAAUACUGUAACUGCAACACAAAUCGCCUCUUUAGACCAUUCCAUCAGUAGCUAGCAGGCCUGCUUUCCAGGCAGGAAGAUGAUGUCAAACCUCUUUUAAACUCACCCCCUUCUUUGUUUGUUAAUGGUCUUUUUGACUCAGGAAAGAACUUUCUACUGUAUGUUGUCUUCGGUCAGCAGGUUUAAAAAACAAAAAAUGUUUGUCUUUGGCAAUAGCGUUACUUCCAGGGUCACUAUAGAAUAAUAUAAUUCUUCUGGCACAGAUAAGGAAGGUACUUGGUUAAAAGUGAUACUAGUGCUACUAUUAGCAUGUUCAUUGGCAUGUAUUCAUUGAUUUCAUCUGUGCCCAUUGCAUGUUUUAUUAUGUCCAGCACCCUAUUAGGAUCUUCUUUAGCCUGUUCCAUGAUAGUGCCUUCUUAUUGACCUGCAUGACAGUUAAUACCUCAAUGAUAUAAACCUAAACUGAUAUAACCACUUUAGUUUGCUAGUCCAGUGUUGUUAGAGUCUACAUUGUAUGGAGGAUUUGUUGGAUGUUUCUGUGUUGAUGCAUUUAAUUUCUUCUAUAGAAAGAUUUGUACACUUUUCAGAUUUUAGGUAUAAACAGCUGAGAUUUUGUCUUCCAAAUCAGAUACAACCGUCUGGCCGUUCAGAAGUAUAGGACAACUGAAUUGAGUUUUAGACCCUGAGCUUUAUGCAUGUAUGUCUUUUUAAACUUAAUUUUAAUUUUUAAUGUAAAAUAUUUUAUUUCACCUGAAUGCCACCUUUGUAACUGCAAGCCUAACAUAUUUAAAUUGUCAUAAAAUUGUCUACAACAUCUACUGAUUUUUAUUCCAUAUAAAUAUUAAUCUCUUAAGGAUUAGUAAAUUAAGUUGAUUUGAGAUAGCCUAUUGACUAGAUUCUAAAUCUAUUUUUCCAAUUAGAAAUGUUUAAAAAACUAUGACAGAUCUUACUAGUUGGCACCGUCUAACUGGGAUUCUGAUAAUCAGGAUAUCUGCUUAAAUGGGAUCAACUCUAGGAGACGGUUCUUCUCAAUGUUAUUUAUGUUGUUCAAUUGGGAUGUCACUUCCUUUAACUGGGAUGUUGUAUUUUUAAAUGAUGAAUGGAGAUCGCUUUUCAGAGCAAGACUGGUUUGUGUAGCACAGGGCAGUGAGUACGUGAUUACUCUGACUUGAGUAAACCACCCUGAACUCUUGAAAGAGCUGGAGUCUCCUGGGGUUUCUCAGGCUGCUGUUGCAAAGAAAGUUGGCAUGUCAACAUCGCAGUUGCCUUGCCUUGUGAUAAGAUAUGAUUUCAUUCUUUUUCAUUUCACGUAGAAAUAACAAACAGCAAUUCAUUUUGUUUAGGAAUACAAUUCUGUAUUUAACAUUUAAUCAUAAUGUGAUGUGAUUUAAUUAUUUUUCUUUUCAUUUAGAAACAAAAAAGUGACUUCUCAAAUGCCUCAUUUAAUUGGGACAGCCAAGGUGUCCCAAUAAUGUGGCACUGACUGUACCAAUGCCCCCCAACAAUCAUAAACUGGCUCUUUCUAAUACUUCUUUCCACCACAUUUUAUUGAGGAGUUUUGUUAUAUAUAUAUAUAUAGUUGAUUUAAUUACGAGGGCUAAUAAUGAGAUCUACUGCUGUUUGAAUAAUUAAAUGUACCUUAACUUU